Molecule: messenger RNA, 1253 nt
Organism: Solanum dulcamara
Lineage: Eukaryota; Viridiplantae; Streptophyta; Magnoliopsida; Solanales; Solanaceae
Product: protein PELPK1-like
Exons: 1
Coding region: 227-991 (254 amino acids)
Source: RefSeq, a predicted model, not a curated record
UUGAGUCUUACACAUUAUUCUUCUUUUCGCUUCUGCUACGAUAUGCGAAAAAUGGGUCAGCAUUACAACCUAUCCUCCCUCUUACUACUUGCAUUUCUCAAUUUAUUCUUCAUUUAUGGAAACCUAACUGGUGCAGCUGCACGCCACCUCCUAGAAACGCCCCUCCCUGAGAUACCCAAACCAGAACUCCCGAAAGUUCCAGUCUUGCCAAAGCUUGAAAUCCCCAAUGUGCCGAAGCCUGAGCUUCCAACCAUACCAAAGCCUGAGAUCCCCGCUGUUCCAAAGCCCGAGCUACCUACUGUCCCGAAGCCUGAGUUACCAACUUUGCCAAAGCCUAAGAUUGCCAGCUAUGUCAAAGCCUGAGUUACCGACUUUACAAAAGCCUGAGAUUCCAACAAUACCAAAACUCGAGUUUCCUUCCUUGAAACAACUAGAAGUCCCAGCAGCACCAAAGACUGAUCAGAUUCCUCCACCUAUGAAAAAGCCUGAAAUCCCAACUAUUGCAAAGCCUGAAUUAUCAACUUUGCCAAAGCCUAAGAUCUCAACUAUACCAAAACCCGAGAUUCCUAUUGUGCCAAAGCCUGAGAUUCCAACAAUACCAAAACACGAGUUUCCUCCCUUGAAAAAGCCAGAAAUCCCAACAGCACCAAAGAUUGAGCUUCCUCCGGCUAUGCCAAAGCCUGAGAUCCCAGAACUACCAAAGCCAAAAGCCCCAGAACUUCCAAAGCCAGAAAUUCCAACUAUGCCAAAGCCUGAAAUUCCAGAACUACCAAAGCCUAAAAUUCCAGAGCUUCCAAAGCUAAAAGUCUCAGAACUUCCAAAGCCAGAAGUCCCAACUAUGCCAAAGCCUGAAAUUCCAGAACUACCAAAGCCAAAAGUCCCGGAGCUUCCAAAGCUAAAAGUCCCAACUAUGCCAAAGCCUGAAAUUUCAGAAUUGCCUAAACCAACUCUUCCUUCACUUUCUCCACCAUACAAACCAGCUACUCCUUGAGUAAAUUAUAUGCUACUUUCACUCUAUUAGAAAGUACCCAACUGAUGUUUUGCGAUUUCCAUCUCAGUCUAUGAAGUUUGCGACCUGAGCCGUGACAUGGAGAUAGUAUUGGACACUUUCUGCUAGGAGUAGAAAUUGUAAUUCUUUUAUAGUAGUAUUUGAAUUGGAUGUACCAUGUUUGACGUGUCAUUAUACUAUAUGAGUGUUUUAUUUACUUCGUUAUAAAUAAGCUAUGAUCUAUGUUAUUUUGAUUUAGUUCGUA